UUAGAAUUAUGAUUACCCUGCCGAGCACUGGAUAAGGAAUCCACAUCUAACCGUUGAAACUCAAAUGACGGUCAAGAAUUACAGGGGGGAUCAAGUGUUGGAAAACGAAGUACAGACCGAAGCAAAGUGUAAAUUUCAACAACUUUAAGAUUUAAGAGGGUCCCAAUGGAAUGGAGCAAUUGAGAAUCAAGAUAAUGACUAAACAAAAAGAUGUUUCUUCAAGGAUCUAGUGGAAGAGGAGCUUAGCCAGAAGCAAUUGUUGAUGAUGAUGCAGCUCAGCUCAUCUCUGUAGAUAGAGAGUGUUUUGAGCUACUACAUUAUUCUGAAGCUUUGAUUACUUGUAAAAAUGGUGCAAUCUCUUCUACAAGCUAUUCCACUUUUUUAUUCCCCCUCUAUCUCCACCUCCAGGAGAGGGCUUGGGAAGAUGAUGCUGAAGUGCUCAAUUGAGCAUCCUUCCGGAUCUAGUAAGCUAGUGACCAAACAUGUCUUAUCUAGUUUUGCAGCUUCGAUAAUCUUCCUCUCCCAAAUUGAUCAGGCUGUGGCUGCUAAUGUACCCCAUCAACGAAGUAUAUGCCAGCUUGCAAAUGCAGCAAGUAAUUUGCCAACUCUUCCACUUGAUGAGGAUUCUGAUAAAGGAGGCGCGAAGCUAAUGAUGAUGAGAGGCAUGACAGCUGAGAAUUUCGAUCCCAUCAGAUAUUCUGGAAGAUGGUUUGAAGUAGCUUCUCUUAAACGCGGAUUUGCAGGACAAGGUCAGGAAGAUUGCCACUGCACGCAGGGUGUCUAUACGUUUAAUAUGGAGGCACCAUCAAUUCAGGUUGAUACCUUUUGUGUUCAUGGAGGCCCUGAUGGAUAUAUAACAGGUAUUAGAGGAAAGGUCCAAUGCCUAUCAGAAAACGAUUUGGAGCAAAAUGAGACUGAUCUGGAAAAACAGGAGAUGAUCAAAGGGAAAUGCUAUCUGCGUUUCCCAACAUUGCCUUUCAUUCCUAAAGAGCCGUAUGAUGUGAUUGCAACAGACUACGACAAUUUCGCUCUUGUUUCUGGAGCGAAAGACAAAAGUUUUAUACAGAUAUACUCAAGGACACCUAACCCUGGGCCUCAAUUCAUUGAAAAGUACAAGUCUUACUUGGCCAACUUUGGAUAUGAUCCGAGCAAAAUCAAAGACACUCCACAAGAUUGCCAAGCAAUGUCAAAUAGUCAGCUAACUGCGAUGAUGUCAAUGCCAGGAAUGCAACAGGCUCUAACUAACCAGUUCCCUGAUCUUGGAUUGAAAGCCUCUGUUGAGUUUGACCCUUUUACUAGUGUCUUUGACACUUUGAAAAAGCUUGUUCAGCUCUAUUUUAAGUAGUUUCUCAGUAAACUUGCUAUGUAAAUUUUUAUUUACUUUUUCUUUUUUCUUUUACCUAUAAUCCAACUCAAGACAGUAAAUAAAUGUAUUUAUUUUAAGCUUUGACUUGAUAUAUUCUAAUAGUACCUUGGAUAAUAACAUCCAGCUCUCGAACAGAUUAUUAAUAACACAAAAUAAGUACCAACUUUCAACCAA
Messenger RNA from Cannabis sativa, 1540 nucleotides. Its product is annotated as chloroplastic lipocalin. The record is from RefSeq and is a predicted model, not a curated record. Lineage: Eukaryota; Viridiplantae; Streptophyta; Magnoliopsida; Rosales; Cannabaceae. The coding region runs from base 347 to 1345 and encodes 332 amino acids. The transcript has 5 exons. Gene Ontology annotation, molecular function: small molecule binding.